This is a messenger RNA of Cylicocyclus nassatus, 279 nucleotides long. NCBI's taxonomy places the organism in Eukaryota, Metazoa, Nematoda, Chromadorea, Rhabditida, Strongylidae. The record is from the annotation of a GenBank genome assembly.
AUGAAAGCACGUGUAAAUGGAAAAGCAACUUUGGUAUUCUACACUGGUAUGGGCGUCGAAAACUAUAAACGAACUAACACUUAUCAGAUAUGGGAUGUCAUCUCUGGAAAGAAGGUAGGAAAAGGAAGGAGUUAUCUGCGGUUACGAUCGAAAACUAAACCACCUUGUGGCUGUGAAUUUGAAAAGCAUGUCGAGAGGAACAAAGCAUUGGAAAUGGAUCUGCAAACACAACUCCUAAUCCUGCAACAAAGCAUCCCGUGGUAUCUGUGCAAAAACUGA